Mastomys coucha (southern multimammate mouse) is the source of this 5668-nucleotide messenger RNA. RefSeq names its product PHD and ring finger domains 1 (gene Phrf1). Lineage: Eukaryota; Metazoa; Chordata; Mammalia; Rodentia; Muridae. The transcript has 18 exons. The coding region runs from base 413 to 5473 and encodes 1686 amino acids. The record is from RefSeq and is a predicted model, not a curated record.
AUCCGGCGGCGUCUGGGGAGUCGGACUGUACCAACUGCACUGCGGUGAGAACCACAGCCUGGUCUAGUGCACUGGCAAGAGCUCGGGCAGCACGUGGCCUGCAGAACACUGGUCUCCUCUGACAGCACUUGUGGUGGGCUAGUCAGUGUUCUGAGAGGGAGGGGACGUUCUAACGUCUCGACGUCCUCCGCCUCGGGUUGCUCCCCGUUUUGGCCUUAGUAGUUUCCACCAACGGGCAGGGCGGAAAGUUCCGGAAGAGUGUGGGUGCACUUCCGGGUCGGGGAGCGCGCGGCGGCGGCGGCGGCGGCGGCGGCUGACCGGCCUACUUGCGAUCGUGUUCGGACAGAGGCGGGAUCGUCUAGGAGCGUCCGGGAGGCGCGAGGUUCCCGGAGGUGAACUCCAAUGUGCAGCCAUGGAUGAUGACAAUUUGGAUGAGCUUGUGGCUCACAGCCCUGGGCCAGAUGGACCCCCACAAAUCGCCUCCUCAGAACUAGCCAGUGAUGCUGAAGAAAGCAGCAAUGGCCAAAGUGGAGACUCUGAAGAUGAUACAGGCAGUGAGCAGGAUGAUGACACAGAUGGGGAAGAAACAGAGGGGCUGUCUGAAGAGGAAGACCCAGAGGAUAGAUCUGGUUCUGAAGACUCAGAAGAUGGAGUAGAAAUGGCAACGGCAGCAAUGGAGACUCAAGGGAAGCUCGAAGCUAGCAGUGCACCCAAUUCUGAUGAUGAUGCAGAGAGCUGCCCCAUUUGCCUCAAUGCAUUUAGAGACCAGGCUGUGGGCACCCCAGAGACCUGUGCCCAUUAUUUUUGCCUGGACUGCAUCAUCGAGUGGUCCAGGAAUGCCAACUCCUGUCCCGUUGAUCGAACAAUAUUUAAAUGUAUUUGUAUUCGAGCCCAGUUUAAUGGUAAAAUCUUAAAGAAGAUUCCAGUAGAAAACACUAGAGCUUGUGAGGCUGAGGAAGAAGACCCGACCUUUUGUGAGGUGUGUGGCAGGAGUGAUCGUGAGGACCGGCUCCUACUGUGUGAUGGCUGCGAUGCCGGGUACCACAUGGAAUGUUUGGACCCUCCUCUCCAGGAGGUGCCUGUGGAUGAAUGGUUCUGCCCAGAGUGUGCAGUCCCUGGUGUUGAUCCCACUCAUGAUGCAGCUCCUGUGAGCGAUGAGGAGGUCUCCUUGCUACUGGCUGAUGUAGUGCCUACUACCAGUAGGCUUCGGCCUCGAGUAGGCAGGACCCGGGCCAUCGCUAGGACACGGCAGAGUGAGAGAGUGAGGGCAACUGUGAACCGAAACCGGAUCUCCUCUGCCAGAAGAGUCCAGCAUGUGCCAAGGUACCUCAUGUCUUCUCUGCUGGAUGAAACUAUUGAGGCUGUCGCCACUGGGCUGAGCACUGCUGUAUACCAGCGUCCCUUGACACCUCGUGUCCCUGCAAAACGGAAAAGGAAGGCAGGGAGACGAAAGAAAGUGCUGGGAAGAAAGAAGACCCGGUCCAAGUCAUCUGUGAAAAGUAAGAGUGGGGGUACGAGAGCCAAGAAACGGCAGCGCCGUGUGAGGAAGACAAAAGGGAGGAAGCUGAAGAAUGAAAUCACAGCUCGUUCUCGAAUUGCACGAACACUAGGCCUCCGCAGGCCUGUGCGUGGCACCAGCAUGCCAUCAGUGUACAAGCCAGUGGACCCCUCUCUUGGGUUGAUGAGGGCAGAUAUUGGAGCAGCUUCUCUGUCGCUCUUUGGAGAUCCCUAUGAGCUGGACCCUUUUGACAGCAAUGAAGAGCAGUCUGCAGAUCCACCUUCCCCUCUGAGUGCCAAGAGGAGAGUGCUGUCCCGCUCAGCUCUGCAGUCUCACCAGCCUGUGGCCAGACCUGUCGCCAUGGGGCUCUCUAGGAGGCAGCUCCCUGCUGUGGCCCCAGAGCCCAGUGUGGAGGAGGCCCCCGUUCCUGACCUGUUGGGGAGCAUCCUGUCUGGCCAGAGCCUCCUGAUGAUGAGCAGUGCUGAUGUUGUCAUACACCGGGAUGGCUCUCUCAGCGCCAAGAGGGCAGCUCCUGUUUCUCUUCAGCGAAAUUCUGUGACUCAAUCCAGAGAAGAGUCCAGGCACAGAGACAACCUGCAGCCUGGGGCACUACCCUCAGAGAGCGUAUCCAGUGGACUCAUGGGAGUCAGACGGCCAAACUCAGGGCUGAGCUGUGGGGACAGAACAGCUCUUCGCUGUCUCCCUGCCCACAUGGGGCAGACACCUGUGAGGUCAGACUCAUCACUGACCCCUCGUUCAGGUCUGUCUGGGAACCUUUCAGAUGAGAGCAAGCCCAGCUGGAAACACAGUACCAGCCCCCGACUCAAUGGCUCCAAUGUACGGGUUGGUUCUGCUUCAACUGAGAUCGUGACUCAUUCUAGCUUUCCAUCUAAAAAUAUAGCUCCUGGGCAUCCUCAGAGAACAGGUCCCAGGAGACCUGAUUUCUCUAAACUACCCAGGAUACCAAAGAUCCAUAGAGAUGGCAAUAAUAGCACGCAGGACCAGGCCCCAGCCAGUGGCCAGAUUGUGGAGCUCCCCAGCACUUGCAUCAGCCGCCUGACUGGCAGGGAAGGCCCUGGGCAGCCAGGGCGAGGCCGAGUUGACAGUGAGCCCAGCAGCAGGGGUCCCCAGGAGACUGGCUCACACACAAGUGGUUCUCGACCUCCUGCACCCAGCUCCCAUGGCAGCCUAACCCCUCUAGGGCCCUCAAGAGGAAAGGGCAUUGGGUCAAGCUUUGAAAGCUUCAGGAUCAACAUCCCUGGGAACACGGCACAGUGCAGCCAGCUGUCCAGCCCUGGAUUCUGUAACACAUUCCGGCCAGUAGAUAGCAAGGUGCAGAGGAAGGAGAACCCUUCACCCCUCUUCUCCAUCAAGAAGCCGAAACAACUCAAAAGUGAAAUCUAUGACCCCUUUGACCCCACUGGCUCGGACUCUAGCCCUCCUAGCAGCAGCCCAGAGAGUAUUGGUCCAGGCCUCCUGCCUUCUGAGAUCACAAGAACUAUCUCCAUCAACAGCCCAAAGGCCCCAGCCUUCCAGACUGUGCGCUGUGUUACCUCCUACAGGGUAGAAAAUGUCUUUGGGACUGAGAUGGAAGAACCUGAGCCCCAGCCCCCUAGUGAGCCUGUAUCUGGCAUGCUGGAGUUACUCAGCAAGGGACCUGCUGAGGGAGCCUCUGAUUUGGAGCAAGAAGGACUAGGAGUAAUAAAGCCUACAGAGAUUCAGGGCUCCACAGCCCGAACACAGAGGCCAUCUCCAGCAGACCCUUGGGAUGAUGAGGAUGAAGUGUCCUGUACACCCUUUUUUGGCUCUGAGGAACGGACAGUGACAUGUGUGACUGUUGAGGAGCCAGGUGUUCCACCAAGCCCAGAUGCUCCACAGUUAACCACCCACAGAAUUGUGGAGUUCAAGGCUUCAUCCCGUUCCCGCUCCUCUUCCAGCUCCCGAAGCAGGAAGAAAAUGAAGAAGAAGAAGGUUGCCAGAGAGCGCCAGCGGACACGCUCCAGCACUCGCUCUGGCUCCAGGGACAGGACUUCACGCUCAGUAUCUCCAGUUGCUGAGGAACACACCAAGAGGCACAGAGCCAAGACUAAGAGCCGGAGGUCUUCCAGUGACCGAGCCAGCAGCCAGGACAGAGCAAAGAGGAGGAAGGACAGAGAUGACAGAGACAGGGAACAUAGGCGGGGUCCUUGGGGUCAUGGCAGGUGCUGGAAGAAGUCCAGGUCCCGCUCAGGUAGUCCUGGCAGUUCUUCCUGUGAGCGCCAUGAGAGUAGGAGACGGAAGAGGCGGCAUUCGGGGUCCAGGUCUCAUGGCAGGGACUGCUCACCGCACAGCAGCCUGGAGAGGGAUCGGAGACAUAAACAUCGGGAGAGGAGCCGAGAGCGGAUGGACAAGAAGGAGAGUUUGACCCGGUCCCGGGAGAGGAGGAGGUGGCGGUCUCGGUCACCCAGCUUGGAACAUAGGCCACGAAGGCCACGUUCCCGUGAGAAGCGUCCCCAUUCCCCAGAGAAGAAAGGGGCUGUGAGGGAGGUUUCCCCAGUCCCUGCUCCACAGGGGGAGUCAAGGCAGGAUGGAGACCACUCUGCCAAGCCUCCAGUCUCAGCAGUAAGUGACCUGCCAGAGGUGGUAAGUGACCUGCCAGAGGUGGUUGUGGCUGACCUGAACCCUCCAGCAGUCCCCCCUGUCCUGGCAGAGCCAGUUGCUUGUGUGCCUGAGGACCUGGACUACGGUGAUUCUGUGGAGGCAGGCCACGUCUUUGAGGAUUUUUCAAAUGAAGCCAUCUUCAUCCAGCUCGAUGACAUGAGCUCACCUCCUUCCCCUGAGAGUACAGACUCCUCCCCUGAGAGAAACUUCCCACCAAAUCCCAUACUACCCCCAGUCAGCCUUCCACAAGACAGUACUUUACCUACCAUCCAAAGGGAGGUGUUACCGAUUCACAGUGAAGAUAUCUCAAAGUCUGCACCCCAGGCAUUGGCUCUGUCAGACCAGUGCCUGCUUAGGCAGGACACUGUAGAAACCACCGCUACAACUCCUAGCACCCCAGCUGUGGUGCCCAUGGGAAAAGGCAGUCCGUUGCUGAGUGGGAGAGAAUGUGAAGUAGUCAGGCCCAAGGAUGCUGUGGCCCAGGCCCCGCUACUGCGAUCCAGAACCCUGGUGAAAAGAGUCACCUGGAACCUGCAGGAAGCAGAGCACAGCACCCCAGCCCUGGACAGAGAUCCAAGGACACCACUUCAGAGGCCCCAGAGGCCCCAGGAAGGAGGCUGGGAUGCAGAGGACAGGGCCCUCAUAGGAUUUCAGCAGGCACCAUUCUCCGAGCUGCCCCCUCCCAUCCACGUGCUCCAGGAGUCUGGGUUACCUGAUGCAGAUCCCUCUCAGCCCCCUGGUGCUCCCAGAGCAGAAGGGCUUCCAGCUGUUGGGACUCUACACUCAGCAGGGGGUAUUCUUGCCCAGGUUUAUAGCCCUAACAUGCCACCACCCCUGGCUCAGCCUUCAAGCAUCCUGCCCUAUGCACUGGUCAGCCAGCCCUCAGUCCAGUUGAUCCUACAGGGGACCCUUCCCCUAGCAGGCUGCGGUACAGUACAGAGCCUGGCCCCAGUGCCCUCUAUGCCAGCUACAGCCUCAGAGGUAGCUGUUCCAACCACCAACAACUCAGAAGAAAGGAUUGAUACUCCCAAAACAGCUGCUGAGAAGACCAAAAAGGAGGAGUACAUGAAGAAGCUGCACAUGCAAGAACGGGCUGUGGAGGAGGUGAAGCUGGCCAUUAAACCCUUCUACCAGAAGAGAGAAGUGACCAAGGAGGAAUACAAGGACAUACUGCGCAAAGCCGUGCAGAAGAUCUGCCACAGCAAGAGUGGCGAAAUCAACCCUGUAAAGGUGGCCAACCUGGUGAAGGCCUAUGUGGACAAAUACAGGCAUAUGCGCAGGCACAAGAAGACUGAAGCUGGAGAGGAGCCACCCACACAGGGUGCUGAGACCUGAGGCUAGCCACUCUAUGGGGAGGCGUCCCCAGCGGGAAAGAAAUGGGGCCACCAGCACUCCUGCCUCUGAGGUUCUCAUGACACCUGUCUGCACCUGUCUUGCUUACAAUUGAAAACUGGACUUUUUUAUAUGUAUAUUAUAGAUACACUGUUUCCAUUGUGUUCUAAUUUAUCAAAAAUGGCUUAUCUUUAGAAA